AUUGAGCGUCUGGAAAGAUUAAACUUCCACACCACGUAUUAUCACUCACUCAUUAGCAACAGCGGCGUCAAACUACUGCUCGCAGAACGAAAUGACAUCCUCUGAGAUCGUCAGCGACCCACAAUUGACUGCUGUCCUUGCUGCUGCUGCUCAAGCACGGCAGCAGUGCGAGAAAAUCCUCGCUCUAAUCGCCGAAUCCAAGGACGAUGAUGGCGAGCUUGACACAGAACGGAAGAAACUGUACAGUGAUCUGGCUAUCGUGCGCGGUCUAAACAGGAAAGCGAUCCUGGAUGUGAGGAGAACGAAGCAAGAGACAGCAGAUGCAAGACACGAGGUAGAUACGCUGCACUUGCAACUGCAGAAUCUGUAUUACGAGCAGAGGCAUCUGAAUGGUGAAAUUGCUUCGUGCGAAAAUUACGACCACUCAUACAAGAAACUACCGCUCCUGCCUACGGAGGUCUAUUUAUCUCAGCAUCCAGAGCAUGCCUCGCUUGACGAGCACGAACUGAUGCUCAAACGUAUCGAACAUGAGCAUGCGGAACGUUUACAGCUCGAGGAGAAGAGGCAAGCAUUGUUGAAGAGGAAGCAGGCCUUGAUAUCAGAGAACAAUCGGAGGAAAGAGCUUCUGGCCAGCCUUGACAAGAAAAUUGAAGAAUGGAUCGAGGGAAGUGAAGGGGUAGAGACAGAAUUCGCGAAAGUGACGGAGGAGAUGACAAGGAUUGGAGGUACAGCGAGUGCCAGCGACGAAGAGAACGUGACGAUCUCGCAGUGAAGACAGCCCUCUUGAAGCCGUGUUUCUUGAGACAGACUAGAUAUCCAGCCUUUUUCAACCUCUCACACCAACCAGUUCAGCAGAUCUGGACGCGGGUGUGAGGUGUUUCCCGCCGCGUCUAAAUAUUGGAGCAUGAAGGCCAGAUGCGAGGCAACAAGUCACGUAGACAGAUAGAUCAUACAUGAGGAAGUUGCUCGCUCGACGAGAUUCUAAACAUGCAAGCAUUGCU
Molecule: messenger RNA, 1001 nt
Organism: Verruconis gallopava
Lineage: Eukaryota; Fungi; Ascomycota; Dothideomycetes; Venturiales; Sympoventuriaceae
Exons: 2
Coding region: 92-772 (226 amino acids)
Biological process (GO): mRNA export from nucleus; positive regulation of DNA-templated transcription, elongation
Cellular component (GO): THO complex part of transcription export complex
Molecular function (GO): mRNA binding
Source: RefSeq, a predicted model, not a curated record